Messenger RNA from Aethina tumida (small hive beetle), 2482 nucleotides. It is a transcript of the gene barr, whose product is annotated as condensin complex subunit 2. Gene Ontology annotation, biological process: mitotic chromosome condensation. The coding region runs from base 157 to 2250 and encodes 697 amino acids. Gene Ontology annotation, cellular component: condensin complex. The transcript is spliced from 12 exons. Gene Ontology annotation, molecular function: chromatin binding. NCBI's taxonomy places the organism in Eukaryota, Metazoa, Arthropoda, Insecta, Coleoptera, Nitidulidae. The record is from RefSeq and is a predicted model, not a curated record.
AAUUUUUAUUUUUAAACAUAAAAUAAUCAUUGUAGAGAUUUGUAAAUGAAGUCUUAAAUAAUUUAGCAUAUUCUUCGUGUAGUGUUGUAUCGUCUUAACGGCUCGUGAAGAGUUUUAAAGUGAAUUAUUACCAUUGGAACCGUAUUUUAAGGAAAAAUGGACCAAUCAUUUGAGCACACUCCUCUGAGGAAUAAUGAUUUACGAAGGCGAACGCUUUUGCAGAACAGCAUGCAGGUCAGUUCACCUUUGAGAAGGGCUAGCAGGACACCAACAUUGGUGGUUGCUUUGGAUAGAGGAAGUGAUGAAAUUGAGCGCCAAAGUCGAAGAAGUCAUGUGGAUAUUCAAAAACGAAUGUCCCACAUACCCCAGGCUCAAUCUCCUCUCAAUGAAUCAAUUAAAUUUAUUGAUGAAGAGGAAAUGAAAAAUCAUUUUCAGAUUUGUACCAAACUUUUUUCUGAAAAUAAAAUCAACACCAAAAAUGUUUGGCAAUUGCACAUCAUUGAUCUAUUAAAACAUAUGUCUCAGAAACCUAGUGAUACAUUACAAGUGGCCAGUACUUCCAUAGACAUAGGUGCUAAAGUUUAUGGUCUCAGAGUUGAUGAUGUUCAUGCUGAGGGAUUAAAAUUAGCCAGCAGCAUGUCAAGACAAUACAAUAAAGAAGCUAAUUUGGAUGAAAAUGGAGAAGGAGGUGAGGGCAACAUUGAUGGUGAAAAUACUGAACAGGUAGCAGCAAAGAAGAAGAAAAAAAAGAAACGUCUUACUGCUGGGGAAAAAAAUACAAUUUCAAAAAACAUUGAGUCUCUAUCGACGUCGUUACCAAAGUUGGAAUCCAUAUUCUUCUCCACUAGAAUUGACGCGGACACUAGCCCAAUAGACAAUUUAUUUACUAACAAAUUGAGAAUGGAUCAUUCAGGAUAUAAAUUUAUGCUUUUGAGUACAGAGAAAGCUUGGCCUGCUGAUGUAGAUCCAGCUUUAAAAUAUAUAGAAAAUAAAAAAAAUACAUUGCAAAUAAAUAUUAACAUGCAACCAAAUCUCAAAGUUUGUAUUCCCUUCAAUGAUUUUCAAGUUGAUGAAUAUGAUCCUGAUGAGGAGGAAAGACAAUUGGAAGCAGACAAGUCGUUGUUAACUCAAAGAGAAAAUGAAGUUGUUUAUGAUGAUGCUGGAAUACCAAUACCUGAGUUAGAUGGAUCUAUACAUGAUAAUUUUAUACAUGACGAAAUAGAAAUAGAUAAUUUGGCCGACGAUGUGUGCGAAGAGGAGGAAUUUUGUGCUCAAAUUCAAGGCGAAAUUGCACACAUAGUAGACCUUAAGCCCGAAGAAGUUUCACAUCGGACAGAAUACUCGUACAAAACAACUAUGCAGACGCACAAUGGGAGAAUUAUAGAUCAAAUAUGGGCAGGUCCCAGUCAUUGGAAGUUGAAGUACAUACGCCCCAGAAAAUCACGUUUUACUGGUGAGUCUGGACUGCAAGGGGAUAAAACAACAGUUCACAAACAACAAAGCAAAAAGAAAAAGCCAAGCGUCGUUUUAUUUGAAUGUAAUCUUGAUGAGCCCAAAAUAGAUAUGGACAAACGCUUAAAGGGUAGACGAAAGGCACCUGUGACAGAUCCACAGAAAAUUACUCUGCCAAUUCAAGAUAAAUCUUCUCUUAUGAUCAUAGAACAAAGUAGGGAGCUUAUUUUAAAACGGGGCGCAGAACCAAUCCGCAAGCUUCCGGAAAAAAGUCCAGAAAACGACCAAGAUGAUUAUGAAGUUUCACCUUACAAAUAUGAAAAUCCCAAUGAUUCCCAAUACUGUUCUCAGCCCAACGAUGAUGAUCUCGUGGACAAUGAUGAUGGUGGUAUUGACCCUGUUGAAACUGAAGAGAUUAUAGACGCACCUGCACAACAAAACUUCUUGGGAGAAAAUCUUGUAGACCUACCAGAGACGGUUCCAAAAGCUUAUGUACCUUAUGCUUUGCAUGCCAAGAAGAUGGACAUGAGGAAAUUAAAGGCAGCAGUUUGGCACAACAUUACCAAUUCCAAAGAACCACUCAACUCUGAAGCUGAAACCCGAGUGGGAAAAGUUGUACCUACGACUUUUGCGAAAUUAUAUAAUCAGUUGCCAGCAUUGUUAAACGAAAAAAUGAGAAGGGAACUUAGUUGUCCGCUUGCCUUUGUGGCUUUAUUACAUGUAUGUAAUGAAGAAAAUUUGGAACUGAGACCACAACCAGGCAACAAUAAGGAUUUUGAUAUAUUUGGGCCUUGUUAAAGUUUUUUUGUUUUUUAAAUGGAUGAUAAUGGUCGACCCCACACACACGAAAUGCCCAAAUUGCGUUACAAAAAGCAAAUGUGCAAAGAUUGAAUGGGCCAGCGAACUCACCAGAUGUGAAUCCAAUCGAGGACGAUGUGGGAUAUGUUCAGGUCAAGCAACUUUAAGGGGGCUAAAUCCACUCACAACUUGGUACUAAUUGUAGUAAUUCAAGGCGAGUGUGCCGACAUUU